This is a messenger RNA of Solanum stenotomum, 1647 nucleotides long. RefSeq names its product transcription factor bHLH114-like. Gene Ontology annotation, biological process: regulation of transcription by RNA polymerase II. Bases 278 to 1345 code for a protein of 355 amino acids. The record is from RefSeq and is a predicted model, not a curated record. Lineage: Eukaryota; Viridiplantae; Streptophyta; Magnoliopsida; Solanales; Solanaceae. Gene Ontology annotation, molecular function: RNA polymerase II cis-regulatory region sequence-specific DNA binding; protein dimerization activity; DNA-binding transcription factor activity, RNA polymerase II-specific. The transcript is spliced from 7 exons. Gene Ontology annotation, cellular component: nucleus.
UUCUGAGAUUGCCAUCAUUGAAUAGCCUGCUAGCAAAAUGAAUAGGGACACACACUCAUCUCAGUGCACAUUAAUUCUCUUCUAUUCCUUUGUCUCUCUUGUGUUUAUUAUGUAAUUCCCUUCAAAUCUCUCUCUUCCUAACUAAACAGACCAUGCGUGCAAAUAUACGUUCUACAAAGUUUAUAACUAGCCUUGAGAAAAAACUAAAUUAAACCUAGUCAUUCAACAACCUUUUUUUUUUUCUUUCCCUUAAUUGAAUCAUAUUCUAGAUUUGGCCAUGGAUUCUACGAAUCUUUAUAAUCAUCAUCAACUUCAACAGCUUGCUGGAUAUCCCUUUUUCAGUACUGGAGUUUCAACUAUACAUGAUUGGAACUCAAGCAUCACCUCGGAAGAAGAAUAUUACUACAAGCUGGGACACAUGAAAAGGAUCCAGUCAGAAGAGCUCAUGUGGAAAAGAGGCAUCGAUACAUUUCCAUUAAUGAACACCUCAAUGUUUCACAACGACGGACAUCAUGAAUCAUCCAACGAUCAGCUGGAUGAUAAAAAUAACAAGGCCAGCGGCUACAUAAUAUCCAAUGAUUAUUUCCUCAAAAUGAAUGGUUUGAUCAGUAACAACAUGUUCAAAGAAAGUUACUUUGAAAACGAACAACAUCAUGCUUUUGAUCUGAACGAGAAUCUUCUGUCCGAAGAUUCGUUCAUGAACAAUGCUAAUAAAACUAGCAUUGCUUUUUCCGGUUUAGCUGCUGCUGCUGGUGCAAAUAUGGAAAAUUCAGAUUUCCAGGGGUUGAAGUUAUCAUUUAAUGGACUAACUUUCAAGAACAAUAUGAGUGGCCAUGAUAGUAAUACUAAUUGCUUCUCUACAGACAGUUUUCUACAAGAAUUAACCCAUACUCCAUCAUCCAACAAAAUCACAUCAAAUGUUAGGAAGAACAAUAUUGGAGUCUCUUCAAAAGCAAAGAGAUGUAAUUAUUCUGCUGAAGAUGAAGCUACUCCAUGUCAAGAAGCAUCAAAGAAGCCUCGAGUUACAUCGCAAUCUCCAAGCACAUUAAUGCUUAAGGUUAGAAAGGAAAAACUAGGAGACAGGAUUUCAGCUCUACACAGAUUAGUGGCACCUUUCGGCAAGACUGAUACUGCAUCAGUAUUAACAGAAGCCAUUGGCUAUAUUCAGUUCCUUCAGGACCAAAUACUUACAUUGAGCAUGCCUUAUACGAAAUCAACUGAAAGGAAGCUCCAUCACAUAAAUCUAAAGGAUUCGAGCAUACAGGCAGUGGUAGAUCUAAAGAGUAGAGGAUUAUGUCUUGUGCCAACAUCUUUUUCUUCUUACAUCUCUCCGUCCUGUGAUUGAGAAACGUUGGACAACUACUCCAUUAAUUAUAACUUUCGUGGAAGCAUAUGGUGGGUAGGAUAAAUUGUACAGUUACUGUGACUUUUCAUGCCCAAAUUAAGGUCAUGCAGAUAAUGUUUAUCGUGACAAACUAUAUCUAUUAAUAAUCGCUUAGAGAUUAAUAGCGUUUUCCCUAUACUGAGCGUUGUCCAUUGUGCUCUUUAUGUAAAUUAAAAUUUGGAGGAGGUACUUAUCACUCCGCUCUAUUUUGUACUCUCUUCAUCGGCCUGUUCCAAUUUAUGUAGCACACUUUCUAUUUUAUU